Nannospalax galili (Upper Galilee mountains blind mole rat) is the source of this 4386-nucleotide messenger RNA. It is a transcript of the gene Tbc1d14, whose product is annotated as TBC1 domain family member 14. The record is from RefSeq and is a predicted model, not a curated record. Bases 18 to 2099 code for a protein of 693 amino acids. Lineage: Eukaryota; Metazoa; Chordata; Mammalia; Rodentia; Spalacidae. The transcript is spliced from 13 exons.
UUUCUUCUUGGACCAAAAUGACUGAUGGAAACCUUGCCACCUCUACAAAUGGAGUAGCCUCGACGGGCAUUUUGGAUGUCCGACCAGGAAACUGCCUUCAGAACCUGCAGCAGUUGAGUAUCAAAGCACCCAGAUCCCAUUCAGCACCUGAAUAUGGGCCCACACUGAAACUUGGUGCUUUGGAAGAUCGACACAGCCUUCAGUCAGUGGACUCGGGCAUUCCUACCCUGGAGAUUGGCAACCCAGAGCCUGUCCCCUGCAGUGUGGUCCAUGUAAAGAGAAAACAGUCUGAGUCAGAGAUCAUCCCUGAGCGGGCCUUCCAGAGUGCAUGCCCCCUGCCAUCCUGUGCGCCCCAGGUUCCCACCAGCACUGACAGGGAGCAAGUUGUGCGGAAGUCCUCCACGUUUCCCCGGACAGGCUAUGACUCGGUGAAGCUCUACAGCCCUACCUCCAAAGCACUGAGCCGCAGCGACAAUGUCUCUGUCUGUAGUGUGUCUAGCCUCAGCACAGAGCUGUCCACUACACUGUCUGUUAGCAAUGAGGACAUCUUGGACCUCAUGGUCACGAGCAGUUCCAGUGCCAUUGUGACCCUGGAGAAUGAUGAUGACCCACAGUUCAUUGAUGUCACCCUGAGCUCUAUCAAGGAAACCAGUGACUUACACCAGCAGAGUUGUGUUGAUGAAACUGAGGAGGGGAAAAAAUUGAAAAUAUUGGGACCAUUCAGUAACUUCUUUACAAGGAAUUUGCUUGUUAGAAAACAAAAUGCAAGACUUGACACACGAAGAGACUUGGGAUGGAAGUUAUUUGGCAAAGUCCCACUCCGAGAGAAUGCCCAGAAAGAUUCAAAGAAAAUACGAAAGGAAUAUGAAGACAAGGCUGGAAGACCAAGCAGGCCGUCCUCUCCAAAGCAGAAUGUGAGGAAGAACCUGGAUUUUGAGCCACUGUCCACCACGGCCCUCAUCCUCGAGGACAGACCUGCAAAUCUCCCAGCAAAACCAGCUGAAGAGGCCCAGAGGCACAGACAGCAGUAUGAAGAGAUGGUGGUCCAGGCCAAGAAGCGAGAGCUUAGAGAGGCCCAGAGGAGGAGAAAGCAGCUGGAGGAGAGGUGCAGGGUUGAAGACGGCAUCGGGAACGCUGCCCUCACCUGGAACAACGAGGUCUUGCCUAACUGGGAAGCCAUGUGGUCCUCUAGGAAGGUUCGAGACUUAUGGUGGCAGGGAAUCCCUCCGAGCGUGAGAGGCAAAGUUUGGAGCUUGGCCAUCGGUAACGAGUUGAACAUCACCCACGAGCUCUUUGACAUCUGUCUUGCUCGAGCCAAGGAGCGGUGGCGGACCUUCAGCACCGGAGGCUCGGAAGUGGAGAACGAAGAUGCUGGGUUUUCAGCAGCAGACAGAGAGGCCAGUCUGGAGCUUAUUAAACUGGACAUUUCUAGAACAUUUCCUAAUCUCUGCAUUUUCCAGCAAGGUGGUCCAUAUCAUGACAUGUUGCACAGUAUUUUGGGCGCUUAUACUUGUUACCGGCCGGAUGUGGGUUAUGUUCAGGGUAUGUCCUUUAUAGCCGCAGUGUUGAUCUUGAACCUAGAUACUGCAGAUGCCUUCAUUGCUUUUUCUAAUCUCUUGAAUAAACCCUGUCAAAUGGCGUUUUUCCGAGUGGACCAUGGCCUUAUGUUGACUUACUUUGCUGCAUUUGAGGUAUUCUUUGAAGAAAAUUUGCCGAAAUUGUUUGCCCAUUUCAAGAAAAACAACUUAACUCCAGACAUCUACCUAAUCGAUUGGAUCUUUACCUUGUACAGUAAGUCGUUGCCCCUGGACCUUGCCUGCCGCAUCUGGGACGUGUUCUGUCGGGACGGAGAAGAGUUCCUUUUCCGCACAGCUCUGGGCAUCCUGAAGCUGUUUGAGGACAUUCUGACCAGGAUGGACUUCAUCCACAGCGCGCAGUUCCUGACCAGGCUGCCCGAGGACCUGCCAGCAGAUGAAGUGUUUGCAGCCAUUGCCACGGUCCAGAUGCAGAGCCGGAAUAAGAAGUGGACACAGGUGCUGGCUGCGCUGCAGAAAGACAGUCGGGAAAUGGAGAAAGGAAGCCCCUCCCUCAGGCACUGAAGCUGCAGUGGAGCUUCUCUCUCGCUGAAGCAGAUCUCCACAUGGCACUUGUGUGCUUCCAGACUGACACCCCAGAAGGACAGGGGCUCUUUCCACACUGGAUUUCUGAUGCUGGAGUUGGCCUUAAAACAGCUUUUAAAGAAUUACACCCAGGCUCAGCCUUAAGCAGCUCCAUGGACCUGCACACUGGCAGUGACUGUGACCAGCCACUGCAUCUUCCACAUGGGUUAAAGAGGGCAGUGCUUGUGUCCUCCUCCUCUUCAUUUCAACAACAGUCAAUUAAAUUUUAAUGCCAUUAUAACAACUGGUAGAAAGUACAUUACGAUCUUUCUUAGAUGCAUGAGAAAUGUUAUUUGAGAGAUUUCAGAGAUGUUAUUGGCUCAUAUCAUGGAUAAGGAAUUCCUGAUUUAGUUACUGACAUAAUCUGUCCAGAGAUGAAAGGUAUGUUUUAAAAACAGGCCUUGCAGAGUAGUUGGUGGAGAGUGCUCGUGGACUCCUGGGAUUCCACUUGAGCUUCGUGCUGACAUCUGACCAUGUGGCCUUCACACAGUAUGGCAGGAAGGCCGAACAUGCGCCUUCCUGUUACCCUUUCCUGUUAGGAUCCUGUUCUCAGGCACCUGUCCCCGAAUCUUUUGAGCCAGGAUGGGUUGGAGCAGAGGAGAUGUGUGCCAAGAAGACCUGGGACAGGAGAAAUGUGCUCUUUAAGGCAAAGGGCUGGAGAGAGUGCAAACAUAGUUCCUUUCUUGCCUGCUUGUUUCUGGGAGGCUGGGUGGAAGCCUCUGGAAACACUGUCGUGUGGGAGGCUGCUCCCGUGCGUUGGCAGAGUGCCCUUUUUGCCUUCGUCACUUGAGCAGCUGGAUCCAUCCUAAGUGCCAGGGACACCCCUGCCCACAUCUGCUUUAGCAGACGUCUUCACAGACUGCUGUAAGGACUGAAGAGUGAGACAGCCUUACCAGGGUUCUUAGCGUCGACACCAUCAGCCCUUCCCUGUGUUAGUUGAUUUUCCUAAGCUCAUUCCGAAGUGUUUUUCUUGUUUUUCUUGUUCUAGUUUUUCCUAACUUGAACUUCGUAUAAGAAAUUUGACCAUCCGACUUCACAGAAAUGAGCAGAGUGAUGGAAGGACAGUCCAGUGUCUCUGGAAACAGGUUCCUAGGGGUGCAGUCAUCCAGCCAAUGCUUAUGCGGAUAGUCCACACCCUCCUCAGCCAUAGACACUACCCCCAGAAAUCAUCCACCCAUGGGGAGCCCUUGACUCUGACUGCAGCAUGUGGCAGGGAGACUCAGGGUGCGGUGGAAGGCCUUGUGAUGACACGUGUGUGUUCCCUCCAUCUGUGGUGCUUGUUGGUGAUGGUCAGUGCAGCAGCAGGCCGUCACCCUCAUGCCCUCUGCCCCACGUUACCUCUUGUCCUUUUCCCUGCAGUCUCAUCUGUAGUCUCACGUGAUUUCUCCAGGGAGGCUGCAGAGCACCCUAGACACAGCCCUCUGUAUCAGCCUUGAAAGGCUGACUUGCCUGCCCCUGGGAGGAUGCGGUCUUCACUGGCAGUCCAGUGACUUCCAGACCCAGCCAGCCUGUGAGAAGUGGACUGCUCAGCCCAGUGUGCUGUCCUUCCUUGCACAUGUACUUUGGUUCCAUGACAUGGGCAUCUGUUCUCUCAAGAUGUAUAUAUUUUCUUACUGUACAUAAAGACAUUCCUUAAGUCAUACAGAAAGUGUUGUGACAAGGGGGCUUGGGCUUGUUCAAAAUGCCAUUGUGAAAUUCCCCAUGUGUUGACAACCCACCUCUUACCCUUUCCUGUUAGACAUAGAUCUGUGGGCACUUAGGAGUUUUCAAACAAGACUCCAUACCAAUCUGGAGCACUGACCACUCUCUAGUCCAGGUAAGGGUUUCACACCUCUUCAGGGCUCCUGUGAGCCUGAUGUGUCCUCCUCAGAGGCCGUAGAGUUCCUCGUUCCUCUGCACUGAGGGCCCUGAUACUUGUUAUUUAGGCAAACUGGAAGCCAACCCUGACACGUGCCCUGCAGAAGUCUGCACCUCCCAUCUCACCUGCCGUUGACUUUCAUUCCCCGAUUUGAGGGCACUGGGCAGCUCGCUCUUGGGAGCAGCUGCUCAGUUUUUGACUAUUUUGGAUCGCUUGCCGAUAGGAGACUUCUGGUAGCACUUGCUGCGUAUCAUGUUUUAAUUGCUUGUACAGUUAAUCUUUAAUUUUAUUUAGUAAAGUGUAUCAAAGUAGGACUUUUUGAAUUGUAAAUACGUGGUUUUAUUAAAAUAAAGUCAUGUAAAAUUGUCA